This is a messenger RNA of Lingula anatina, 3238 nucleotides long. RefSeq lists its product as uncharacterized. The record is from RefSeq and is a predicted model, not a curated record. Lineage: Eukaryota; Metazoa; Brachiopoda; Lingulata; Lingulida; Lingulidae.
UGUUUACUCUCUCUCAUAUGUUCUCUACGUGUAAACACAAGUGGUGAGACAAGAACCGUAAAUAGAAGUGCUAUUGCCAGAAACUUCUUACCUGAAGUCCCCGGCGUGACUGAACUUGAUUUCCAUGUACUGAGUAGGCUGUAGCAUGAUCCAGAGUGCAGUCAUAGUAAAUAUCUUGGAUGAUCAGGCACAGGUUCGAUCAACAAAUUGCUAGGGUUAGCUGAAAGAGUUGGGGUUGGUGCUCUGGUAGAGCUUCCAACAGGCCAGUAAAAUAACCUCCAACUUAAAAUGAAGAAGUCAUCAAAGAAUUCUUCAGCAGCUAAAGGAAAGGCAGAAAAACUUCAGCUGGGAAUUGAUCUGACGGAAGCUGCUCUGCUUGAACUAGAUUUCCUGGCUUGUGUGAACCAGUUCCAGAGUUUAUAUGGUGGACCUGUAGUCAGGCGUGCCAUCCAACGAUACGAAGAAUUAUGGCUGCCAUUUGCUGCAAAGCUACAAGCCCAAGAAACUAUCAAGCAGAAAAAUGUAAAGCUUGCGGCUCCUCUUGACAUAGCCUGGGUGUGGCACUGCCACCUGCUGGCCCCACUCAAGUACACAGAGGACUGCAUGGCUCUUGUCAACUGUGUUAUCCACCAUCAUCUGCUCAGUGAGAAAGAGAGAAGUGCCUCUUUGCUGAAGACCAAAAGUUUCUGGAUAAUGGAAUAUGGCCCGGAUGUUCCGUUUGAGGUGGACUUGACAGAUGAGAUUUCACCGGCCUUUGAUUACAAAACUAAAUGCUCUUAUGGUUUAGAGUCUGCCAUUGAAAGGCAGCGUGUGUUCUAUUACCAGGUGGCUCUCCCCCACUAUAGGAGCCAGGCCUUGUUGAAGAAGGCUGUUCAGCGUUAUAAAAUGUACCUGUACCUGAAACAACAAAACCCUGAUGUCUUUCUUGUCCCAUGCUAUGACAUUGAUCUUAUAUGGCAUGCACACCAGGUACAUCCACACCUCUACCAAGCGGACACUUCGGCCAUCUUGACCAAAGUGCUAAACCAUGAUGAUUCUGUUAAUGAUCGUAGUGAGGGAUCUAGGCUCAACAGAGCUGACGAACUGACUCGUAGACUUUGGCAGGAUUUAUUUGAUGAAAGCUUCUCCCAGCCAGGUUGUAUGUUCCGCGGGCUGCCACCAGAGGGCAAGCUGGUUGCCAUGACAACUGCACAGGUCAGCAGUCUCACCUCCAAAUACACACAUGUCACCAUCAGUGAGGCAGUUGCCACACCCCUCCAACCCACCAUCAAAAAGGGGAAGGUCAACAUUUUCCUGAGUGCGCUUCCUUUACGCAUGGUGCCCUCUGAGUCUGCCUUCAAGGCUGCACGCAAGCGCAUUGUAUCGUUGAAGAUACCAGCCGGCAGUUUUAAGCCAAAGCAUUUCAACUACGACACAGGGAGACAUCCAUAUGUUAUCCUCCAGGCUGUGAACACUACAGGUGCAGUGUGUGGGUGUGGGGGGGAGGAGAUAGGGCUCAGUGAGUACCCACUAGGAAACCUAGUAGAGGAGGAACAUGGGAAGAACCACCAUCUUUCUCAGACGGUUACCUUCCCUGAGGAGAUGAACAUCCAACUUGAGCUGGACAUUGGUCAGCUGCAGCAGGGUCCAGCUGUCCUGCAUGUCAUGGCUGGACACUUUGAGAAUGCUGUGAUGCCAGAGAAUAUAGAGGCCAUGUGGGGUCCCAUACCACUGACUGCUCUGCCUCCUGGUGUACAGAAUACUUGUGUGGUGGCAUCACAUAGGAUAUUCAAUCACCUUCAUAAACUGUGCUUCACUUGCCGCAUUAUCCACUGUAUUCCUCUGUUGAUGUCUGCGGUGCAGGUGUUCUACGGGGACAAAAUGGUGGCUGUGUCUCAUCUAAUUGGCACUGACCAGUUACCAGGCAAAGCUCAGUUGAGGAAAGGUGACAGUCAAUACUGCACUCUGGACAUAGACAGUGCAGAGAGAGCUAUGCUGAUCAAGAAUACCCGCGGAGACUGGGCCAUAGUGAGAGGGAAGUGGGUGGGAUAUGUAAAGGGAGUUCCUGGAGUGCCUGGUGUCCCUGGUACUCAAGACAACCCUGGGGUGCGGGGAACUCCUGGUGUAAAAGGCAGCCCAGGUCACCUGACUGUCAUGUGCUAUGAUUUGGUCCAUGGCCAGAAGAAUGCGCCACCAGUCGUCCAAGUCCCAGCUUCUAGAGCCUUUGACUUCACAGUGAGAGAUGUGUACGCUAACAUGUCCACCAGUCAGAUCAAGAUAAGUGCAAGCACUAACGAAGUUGCUGAGCACCUGGCGUUAGCUUUCUCAGUGUCCAUGCUCCAUGUGCUGUGUCAGCCGCGCCCCUACCCAGAGUCUGGGAUUGAUUCCCAGGGAAAACAAGUGUUGAAGAUCGCACCACCAGGAUAUGCCAAACUGAACAACAUGAACUACGAGGAGCUGACCUUCCUGGUUGCCGCGGGAUACCUGACCUCCACUCCCUGCAACUCCUAUCUGAAGACCCACGUCAACAGUGGGGGGUGUGCAGGGUGCUGUGGGGGAGGGGAAGGUGGGGCCUGUGGGGGGUGCGGAGGGUGUGGGGGGUGUGGUGGAUGCGGAGGGUGUGGGGGGUGUGGAGGCUGCGGGGGAUGUGGUGGGUGUGGGGGGUAGAUGAUUCUUUAAAUAAUGGGGUGGGAGAGAGAGCUGGAAGUGAAGGCGGGAUAGUGGCUGUAGUUUUAACACCAGUCUACACUUUGUAUAUAUAUGAAAGAGAAUUUUGUACAAGAGUACAAGUACCUUGGUAGGUGAAGCAAUAUUGAGAUUAUUAGCAAUUAUAACAGAUGAAUUUGUUACCAGGUAUAUAGCACUUUAGGGUCAUUGUCCCACAUAUCAUAGUCUGUCCACCACAGCCUUGACAAAUGUCUUUGAUACUAAUCUUGUGUCGUGAAGUGUUUUAUUCCAGUCAUGUGUCAGGUAGUAAAAGGUGUUUUAAAUCUUUUAGAUUUCCUGGGUCCAAUUUUUACAUGAUAUUAAUGUACAUUAGCACACCAAUGAUGGCAGAUUGUAAUAACAAGAUAUGUUGACUUAGUUUACAAAGUGGAGUAGUUAGACAUUACCACUUUACCACAUUGAGAAAUUGGGGGAGGGAGGAAGCUGGAAAAGGACAGAAUGACAUAAGUUGUGUUGGUUGAUAUUGUUUUAUUUUAUUACAUAUUUUUUAUAUUAUUAUUUUUUAAGCCCUAAGUUGGUCUAGCCUACCCCC